CCAGGCGGCUCGCGGGCGACAGGCAGCGGCGGGCAGCACGCGGCGCGAGGCGGAGGCCACCAAGACCGGGUGGGCUGGGCGCCCAGGCCACGCCUCCCGGGCCACGUCACAAUGGCGGGGACUGAGAUUUCUGUCCUUCCUGAGCAGUUUACCCAAAUCAAAGAACUGGAGCUGAUACCAGAAAAAAUCCUGUUAGAGGAGGAAGAAGGUGGAGUGUGCAGGGGGAGGGAGCACCUGAGCCCCAGAGAUGGGGCCGUGGAAGCCCAGCGCCCCUACAGGCCCCUCCAGGCCAAGGUGCUGGAGGCCGAGCAGGAGCUGCCGGUCACCACGGAGGAGAGCGAGAAGCACAUUCUGACCCUGCAGACGGUGCACUUCUCCGAAGAUGUGGAGCAGCAAGACAUCAGCUGGCUGACCCCGCAGCACCAGGAAGGGGUACAGGUGAUGGUGCAGCAGGCCAGCAGUGGGCUGCAGUCUCUGCUGUGGCUGGGCGAGGGCUCCCAGCAGUGCAUGGCCUUUAGCAUCCAGGAGGAGGUGUACUCCCUGCAGGAGGUAGAGGUGAUGAAGCUGCACCUUCUGGAGGGCAGUGUGGCCGUGGCCAGUGAAGAGAGUAAGCUUGUGGUGAACCCGGCUGAAAGCACCGGAUUGGUCAAGCUCGAGAAAGGUCAGGAGGAGGACCAGCACCCAGCCGAAGGAAGAUUCGAUGCACAAGCAGGAGAGCAGCUCUUUUUUGUGGAGGCAAAGCCGGGAGAUGAAAGAAGAGACGAAAUCGUUCUGACCAUUUCAAACUUAAACGUGGAAGAAGAAGAAGAAAAACCAGCAUCCGGUCAAGGACAUGUUGAAAAAGCCAAUUCUACAAAAGUCCAAAAAAAGGCGAAGGAAGUAAAACGAACCUUCCGCUGUGAUAUCUGCAUGUACACCUCUUCUCGAAUUUCAAGUUUUAAUCGUCAUAUGAAAAUUCACACGGCUGAAAAGCCCCAUAUGUGCCACCUUUGUCUGAAAGCUUUCCGCACCGUCACUCUACUGAGGAAUCAUGUCAAUACCCACACAGGAACCAGGCCCUACAAGUGUGGUGACUGUGAUAUGGCGUUUGUCACCAGUGGAGAACUUGUCCGACACAGACGUUAUAAACACACUCACGAGAAACCCUUUAAAUGUUCCAUGUGCAAGUAUGCCAGUGUCGAAGCGAGUAAGCUGAAGCGCCACAUCCGCUCGCACACCGGGGAGCGUCCCUUCCAGUGCCUCCUGUGCAGCUACGCCAGCAAGGACACCUACAAGCUGAAGCGCCACAUGAGGACGCACUCAGGGGAGAAGCCCUACGAAUGCCAUGUGUGCCACGCACGCUUCACCCAGAGUGGCACCAUGAAAAUACACAUUCUACAGAAGCACAGCGAGAAUGUCCCCAAAUACCAGUGUCCGCACUGUGACACCAUCAUCGCCAGGAAGAGUGACCUGCGUGUCCACUUGAGCAACUUGCAUACUUACAAAGCCAUGGAGAUGAAGUGCCACUACUGUUCUUCUGUCUUCCAUGAACGCUAUGCCCUCAUUCAGCACCAGAAAACCCAUAAAAAUGAGAAAAGAUUCAAAUGUGAACACUGCAGUUAUGCCUGCAAGCAGGAACGUCAUAUGACCGUCCACAUACGUACCCACACCGGCGAGAAACCAUUUACCUGCCUCUCCUGCAAUAAAUGUUUCCGACAGAAGCAACUUCUAAACGUGCACUUCAAGAAAUACCAUGAUACAAAUUUCAUCCCGACCGUUUACGAAUGCCCCAAGUGUGGCAAAGGCUUCUCCCGCUGGAGUAAUAUGCAGAGACACUUGGCGAAGUGCAGUGCGGGGCCAGGGAAGCCAGCUGCCUCGGGGAAAACAGGAAGGAUGAAGAGCAAGCCGGCCGGCCCGAAAGAGGCGGCAGUAAAGAAAGACGAAGAUGCCGCGAAGGAGGUGUCCGCUGUGGGAGUGCAACAGUACCUGGGAGAGGUGGCUCCUGUCGGCUGCAGGGGCGUCACAGCCAGAAACCAGGGCCUGAACAAAGUGACCUGUGACGGAUAAGUGACAGAGAUUCAGAGCCCGUGUUUAUAGGGGUCAACUCUUCAGCAAGUUAGAAGUUUCAUAGAAUCUCUUUGAAACAAUUAAGUUCAUGACAAUGGAUGGUCUCAGUUUUUCCAAAGUUUGAGGUUAGUGCCAGGAAUUGUUUGCAUGUGUUUUUCACUGGAUAUUUCAAAAAAACAUUGCAGGUAUUUUAUAAAAGGCCUAGAUCUUAAAUUGGAGGAUAAAACCUCAAACCUAUCAAUUCAUUCACUUGAUACUGGCAAGGUGGCCUGCAAUGAAUGGGCAGUGAUUUGGGGGGGAUACUAGUUAUUUCAGUUGUCGUACAGACUCUUUAGUGCUUCAGUGCAAACAGCCAAAGCUGGGACACUAUAUGUUAAAUUGUACACACCCUUUCUAUUCCAAAUAGCAUUUUCUAAACCUAAAAAACUGAUAUUAUAUCCAUUUUAAUACAAAUGAAUUUUCCAUAGAGUUUAAAGUUACUGUAAUGCGUUUAAUUAGUCCUAAAUUCAACAAAAAGAUCUUAGUAGUGUGUGUGGGGGGGAAUGAGUAGAAGAUGGAAUCCUCUAGAUUAGAUGGUAAUGCAUAGUUAUUUUACUUUGAUGUAUGGCAAGGCUCACUUUGAGUUUGUAUUCCUCCUAAAUUAUGUUUUCUGGCAGGUGUGAAAUUUCCCUGGUGAGCUACUGUCACCUACUACUAUACAGUUCAUCACUCUUUUGUUUUGUUAAAACUACUUUGUUGAUACUGUUUUAAAUAAUUAGCAGAGUGAGAAGAAACAUAAUGAAAUGUGUACUGAUAAUGAAAUGUGUACUCGUGGAGAGUUUGUGCUUCGUGUGUCAUGCCCUAGAAUUGGUGAGUAUUUCUCCUUUGCCAGUGGAAGAGACUUUCCUCAGCGUCGAGAAGCCUGCGAAAUGCCUCUUUGGUACUAAUUAACUAGUGCCUAAUUAACUAGUUAAGCAAUUACCUAAUUAACUAGUAACUAAUUAACUAGUAACUAAUUAACUAGUACCCAUGUUUAUAAUGAUAUCUUUUUCAUACUUUUCCUCUUACCUCAGCAGUUGUUUUUGCUCUGAACUUUCCUCCUCCUGGUAUAAAAUCACCCAUAGGUCCCACAUUUCACUUUUUCAGAUUUAUUGAAAUCUAUUUGGCAAAUAAAGUUGUGAGAUAUUAAAAGCGUGCUUCACGAUGAUUUGCUACACAGGUACCUUGUGUAAGGACUCCCCCCUCAUCUCUCAUAUUCUUAAAAUGCUGGCGUGCCAGUCUUCCAAGUCCAAAAGCCCUGUAUAAAGUGAACACGUAGAAGCACUUUCCAGCUGGAAGGGCAUUAUAUUCUUUUCAUGACAGCAUAUUAAUUGAGUGCACGUAAUGAGGCUUAAAUUCUAUAGCCUAUUGUAAGCUAUUAUUGUGACUAUUUGAAUUUUUGUAACACCUUAUUUGUUGUUUAAGGAUAUUUUGCAUAACUUAAUAAAAUGAAAUGACUUAAA
Molecule: messenger RNA, 3527 nt
Organism: Canis lupus familiaris (dog)
Lineage: Eukaryota; Metazoa; Chordata; Mammalia; Carnivora; Canidae
Gene: CTCFL
Product: CCCTC-binding factor like
Biological process (GO): regulation of transcription by RNA polymerase II
Cellular component (GO): nucleus
Molecular function (GO): RNA polymerase II transcription regulatory region sequence-specific DNA binding; DNA-binding transcription factor activity, RNA polymerase II-specific
Source: RefSeq, a predicted model, not a curated record